Papaver somniferum (opium poppy) is the source of this 981-nucleotide messenger RNA. RefSeq names its product BTB/POZ and MATH domain-containing protein 3-like. The transcript has 8 exons. The record is from RefSeq and is a predicted model, not a curated record. Gene Ontology annotation, molecular function: protein binding. Gene Ontology annotation, biological process: protein ubiquitination. The coding region runs from base 1 to 981 and encodes 326 amino acids. NCBI's taxonomy places the organism in Eukaryota, Viridiplantae, Streptophyta, Magnoliopsida, Ranunculales, Papaveraceae.
AUGGCUCAAAAAAGGCAGAGAGUUUCAAAGUCUAAUACUAAUAAUGAUCACGAGACGUCUUCGUCGCGGUCGAUUCAUGAGACUGUCAAAGACGGCAAUUCUGACGAUAGCAAGGAGUACAUAUCCGUAUUCCUUCAGUUAGUAAGCCCUAGACAAGAAGUUAGGGCAGUCUAUGAAUUUGAAUUACUGGACCAGAGCGGAAAAAAGAAAUAUGUUUUUGUUCCACAGGAAUCUCCAUUGACGUUUAAUACAGUAAGCUCAACAGGAGGCUUAUGUUGGGGGCAAAAGCGGUUUAUGAAGAGGUCGGACUCGGAGACCUCAACUUUUCUCAAGGAUGAUUGUCUUAGCAUUCUUUGUACAAUCGGAGUAGUGCAAAAUCAUGUUGAAACAAUGCAACCUCGUGUUCAUGAGGGGAAACAUUAUUUUAUUCCUGUACCUCCAUUAGAUAUGAUUUCGGAUCUCAAGGCUCAGCUUCUUGGAUUGGUGGGUAACCCAGACAUGGAAACGGUAGCCAUUGAAGAGUUUGAUCCCUUUGCCUUUAAGGGGAUGCUGCUAUUUUUGUACUCAGAUGAACUUCCUGAACCACGUGAAUUUUCUGAUUUAGAUCCUCAUUGCACUUCGACUACAAUUAUUCGACAUUUGUUAGUUGCAGAAGAUCGCUUUGUUCUUGCACGACUGAAACUCAUGUGUGAGUCAAAAUUAUGUUCAGAAUUAACUUCAGAUACUGUGGCAACAACACUGGCCCUUGCAGAUCACCACCAUUGCUUGCAACUUAAAACUGCCUGUCUAAACUUUGCAGCUGAGCCCGAAAACGUGGGAGAGGUUAUGAAGUCUGAUGGGUUUGCGCAAUUGGAGAAGAGUAAUCUCUCAUUAUUGAUUGAACUAUUGAAGACUAGUGCGCUGAUCUGGUUCAAUAUGUCUACUGUUAAGAAGAGUGUUGGCGCUUUGGGAGGACAUGGUCCAAUGGGAGUGGAGGACUAG